GUCCUAGUUCUCUGCACCUGUUCUAGCAGCCUACUUUACGGUCGAACACCUCGUUCUCAUCCCUCGAAGACCUCGCCUCCUCCCACCGCGCAUGGAUCACUCUUAUCAUUAUCCCCAUUAUCAGCGACGCCGCCGAACACACCACAGGCAUCGUCGGGGCGGGGAGAGGCCAGCUCGAUCUGGGGAUGCACGUCGCAGUAGGGAGUUCUGUGCAGAUAGCGCUAGGGGUCAUCCCUGGGGCUCGUGUUGGUGGCGUGGGGGAUGGAUGGGUAGGCCCCCCCUGGGUAUGGCGUUCGAUGCGGUACAGACAGUGGUGCUCUUCUUUGCGGUUCUGCUUGGAGAUGGGAGGAGUCAUUAUUUGAGUGAGGUGGUGCUCGUGGCGGUGUAUGCGUUGGUGGUGGUUUGGUUUGGGGACGUUCCGGGGACGGGGGGUCGUCGUGCAGGGUGUCGAGGUUGGGUGUGGGGUGUAGAGGCCACUCUCGUGUAUCUCACUGAUCGUCCUCGCACGAUUUUUAUAUUGUCCUCCUAUCUCUCUUCUCGACAUGCUUGCCUUGCAACAUGGCGUAUUUUCAAUGCGCCUUUACUCUUUCUUUUUUUCGUUCACCGUACAUCCUCCUUCUGUGCCGUCAAGAUGAAACUUCAUUUUUCCUUUUUUUGUUUGUGAACUUGAAAUGCCACGCGGACAGUCGCACUUGUACUUUCAUGAGAAAACAUUGCAUGAAGAAUCAUCUCAGCGACGUCUAGCAUCAGUUCGUGAUUAUAGCAUUAUUCCAGCAGCUGAGCAACCUAACCAUGGGAUUUAACAAAAAAAUGACACGGGAAACAGAUCCCUUUCCUUGACAGAUAAUUUGCGCGAGUCGGAAAGGAUGGGGCU
Guyanagaster necrorhizus is the source of this 874-nucleotide messenger RNA. RefSeq lists its product as uncharacterized. The transcript is spliced from 3 exons. Bases 92 to 664 code for a protein of 190 amino acids. Lineage: Eukaryota; Fungi; Basidiomycota; Agaricomycetes; Agaricales; Physalacriaceae. The record is from RefSeq and is a predicted model, not a curated record.